This is a messenger RNA of Trichoplax adhaerens, 618 nucleotides long. RefSeq lists its product as uncharacterized. Gene Ontology annotation, molecular function: protein binding. The transcript has 4 exons. Lineage: Eukaryota; Metazoa; Placozoa; Uniplacotomia; Trichoplacea; Trichoplacidae. Bases 1 to 618 code for a protein of 205 amino acids. The record is from RefSeq and is a predicted model, not a curated record.
AUGUCUUUAGCAAAUUUAAGGUUUUGGGGUAAAAAUAAGGUGGCUUUCGCUAACUUGCCAAACAAUAAGGAAAUACCGUUAGAAAUUCGUGGCUCUAUUAUUAGUGAUGCUAAAUUUAAUCCAGAUGAAAACAGCACCAGAGAUCUUUUUUGGGCUGCUAAAUCUGGGGAUAUCGAUAUUCUUGAAGAUUAUUUGUCUGACAGUGAUAUAGUGCACGAUAAAUUCGAAUGUAAUCGCUUGGAUCGCCAUAAACUUUCGCCACUUCAUUAUGCUGCCAAGUAUAAUCGAAUCGAUGUCGUGAAGUAUUUACUACGCUAUGGAGCAGAUAUUGAUUGCAUCGGUGGAGAUGGAGUAACACCGUUGCUAAUAGCUGCGAAGCAUAACUCUGUAGAUGCAUUGAAGGUUUUAAUUACUCUGAAUGGAUCGACAACAUUAUCUAAUUGUAAUGGCGAAUCUCCACUUCAUGUUGCAAGUCGAUUGGGGCAUAUUGAAGCCUGCAAAGCACUGCUUGAAGUAAGCCCAAUACUUGUUAACCGUGUUGAUCAUGAUAAAAUGACUGCUUUGCACAUAGCCUGCGUUAAAGCUAAGAAAGAAGUCUGCGCUUGUUUGGCAAGUUGA